CUUAAAGAAGAUGCUCUUGAUGAUGAUAGAGGACAUGGCUUUUUUGAAUCCAAUCCAUUCAAGAGUUUAACUAGGGCUGCACAAUGGGCUCAACCAAUAACAUACUUGCAUAUAUAUGAAUGCGAUAGUUUUACUAUUGGCAUAUUUUGCCUUCCAACUGCUUCUGUGAUUCCACUUCAUGAUCAUCCUGGAAUGACCGUCUUAAGUAAAAUUCUUUAUGGUUCUAUGCAUGUGAAAGCAUAUGAUUGGGUAGAGCCUUCUUGCAUAACGAAUAGUGGGAGGCCAAGCAAAAUUUCAGGUCUGCUUCUUUGUCCAUGGUAUUGCAUUAAUACAGAAGUGCAGUUCUCUGUGCAUCUAUUAUCUUUGAGCUGGCUUUCAAUUCUUUUUUUUUUUAGGGAAACGUACAUUAGUUGAUCUUUCAUGUUGUGU
Molecule: messenger RNA, 429 nt
Organism: Dendrobium catenatum
Lineage: Eukaryota; Viridiplantae; Streptophyta; Magnoliopsida; Asparagales; Orchidaceae
Product: plant cysteine oxidase 3-like
Exons: 2
Molecular function (GO): oxidoreductase activity, acting on single donors with incorporation of molecular oxygen, incorporation of two atoms of oxygen
Source: RefSeq, a predicted model, not a curated record